AUGCUGUUCGAAAGCUUCAUGUUGAAUCUCUUCGUGAUCAUUGUUUUAAUCGUUGCUCUAACUUUCGACUACAUCACCAAGUUCUUCAGCUACUGGUAUGUCAGACUCAUACCAAAUAACACGCCUAUACCAUUCUUUGGUACGGAUUACUACAGAGUUCUAGGACUCCGAAGUAAUACGGAGGAAGUAAACUCGCUUUACGCUCAAUAUCCAAAGGAUCAGUUCGUCGGAAGUAUCAAGAGCAGAAUCCCAGAUCUCGUAUUAAAAGACCCGGAUGCGAUAAAGACCAUUUUGUCGACGGACUUCGCGGAUUUCCACAGUAGAGGACUCGCACUAAACAAAUCUCGGGAUGUUUGUAUACAAAACAAUUUGUUUUACGCCGAAGGAGAAAAGUGGACCUUAUUGCGCGAUAACUUACAGUCUAUAUUGAAUGAAUUGAAACCAGAUUUUGAGGAAAAUUUGCAUAACUGUUUGUCGGGAACAAAUGGAGAUGUAAACGUACAACAGUUAUUAUCAAAGGUAUUGGAUGGAGUUUUCAAGGAUAUAUUGAUAAAUCAAAGUUCGAACGGAAUCGUGGUAACUAACAUGAGAACAGCUGUAUUGAGGCGAAAUUUUAUGAAUAAACUAAAGACUUAUUUGAAGAAUAUUUUCCCAUCAUUGUAUACAUUAUUUGGAAUGACGACGAUAGCUGGUGAGCCAUCCACUGAAACAAAGAGAGAGUUAGAAAAUUCUAAAUUAUUAAACAUAAUAAGACAAGCAAAUAUCUUCCAAUUGACACUAAAAGAUAAGUACAAGAAGCCUUCAAGCGACGUUGAUUACGCUUUCGCCUUAUUAGCCACUUUUAUAACGGAAGGCUAUGUACCAUGUUUAAAUCUGUUGACUGCACUAUUAUAUGAACUGGCAAGAAACCCAGAAACGCAGAUAAAGGCAAGGUCAAGUGAGGAGUAUCUAAAUGCUGUGAUCAAAGAGUCGUUGAGAUUGCACCCUCCUUACUCUGUUUUAACGAGGCAAUGUGUGAAAAUGUAUCACUACCCUGAUAGAAAAUUAGUUAUUGAUAAGAAUGUCACUGUAAAUGUGCCUGUUGAAUCUAUUCAUCGCGACGAGAAGUACUAUAACGAUGCUAAGACGUAUAAUCCUGAAAGAUUCUUAGCUGAAGAGCAUUCAUCGCAUAGUUUUGCAUAUUUACCUUUUGGUGCUGGUCCAAGAAAAUGUCUGGGUGAACAAUUAUCAAUGUUAAUAUGUCGAAGCGUCGCCAAAGCAGUACUUAAAAAUAAUGUUAUAGAACCUACAAGUAUUACACCUUCAGAACUAAAAAUGGCGGACCACAACUUCAGCAGAGUUGUAAAUGAAGAAAUUUGGUUAAGAUUCAUACCUACAAGUUCGAAUUAA
Diatraea saccharalis (sugarcane borer) is the source of this 1389-nucleotide messenger RNA. The record is from the annotation of a GenBank genome assembly. NCBI's taxonomy places the organism in Eukaryota, Metazoa, Arthropoda, Insecta, Lepidoptera, Crambidae.